UUCGCGGUGUCGGGUAGAAAAAAGAUUGAAGACAUUAAUCUACGCAAGCAGUCACUUUGAAGAGUUCAGGAGCCUGCCUACAAAUGUGGAAUCUCUCUGUAAAGUUCAAUUUGACAUUGUACUACUUCAAUCGGGGGCACUGGCAGUGGUGAAAAGCACCCAGAUGCGUCUUUUUAUUCUUUCAGAUCUAUUAUCGCACACAAAUACGGGAGUAGUUUUCAAUAAAGUCCUUUUGCUUGAAAAGGACAAUUUCAGCCGGCGGCCCGUUUAACGGUUUUCAGAACUUGCAGCUCGCGGCGUCAAUUCAAAUAUUUGAACACUAACGGUUAACAUUGUUAUUUUCUCGACGCAAGAACAGAGAGACAUCUUCCCGACGACUGUUAAAAUACUGAAAGGAGAAUACCAGUACAAGAGGGUGGUAUCAAGGAACUGAAAUGAAAGACCGACCGGUACAUUUUAAAUGUGAAAGCCUCACACCACCAGUAAACGCCAAGAAGGCGGGGACUUAUCCGACCGGAAACUACUCUAUAAGUAAAAAGCGGAAGUUAUGUUUGCCCUGUAAUCCGUCCGUCCGGAAUCAGAUCCGGUGUGACGGCGGAGUGCUUCGUGUGUUGUCCGGAGGGAAACGUUAACAACGCGGAAAAGAUCGGCGGAGGAGUGGUUCUUCAACGGGGUUGAACGAUAGUGAAAGAAUCCAAAAUGAGCGUGAGAUUUACGAGAAGUACCAGUGCCCGAGUCAAGGAUUUAAGAGGAUCCUCCAGAGAGAAGAGUUAUGCUGGAAUAAAAGUGACAUCGCGUUCUCCAAUAAAGAACCAGAGAAAAAGAAACGUCGAUUCUGAUUAUGGAAUGAAAUCAGAAUCACCAGAACCUCCAAAGAAAUCUCCUAAAGCUACUGAUUCAGGACAUGCGUCAAGUUCAGAAUUACCAGAAUCUCAGAAGAAGUCUCUUAAAGGUAGGUUCUCUGCUCGGAGACAGCCCCAAGAAAAUCGAGAUGAUCAUUCUGUUCCUGUUAAAGGCGAUCUGGAGUUACGGUCUAACACAGAACCAGAAGAGAUGGACUAUUCCUCUGAGACCAACCAAGCGUCUCCAGAUGGGAACCAGUCUGAAGAUACCAACGGUCUUUCGGUGUCGCCUCAGAAUCCUGCAGAUGAAGAUAUGGAUUCAGAAUCUGAGGUGGAAGUUGAGAGGUUGCAAGAACCCACAAGAGUGUCGACGCUUCAAACAUUUUCUGGCCCAUUUCCUUCAACUGGCAAUACGCAAAGAGUACCUGACAGACAGACACCACUAUAUUCACGCCAAGCCCAAGAUAAGUCCAGAUCACUUCCAUUUUGUCAUACAGCAGACCAUCACCAAGCCACAAGUCAGAUCAAGUAUCAGACCUACUCUGAUGUACAACAUGGUGCACCAUCUCCCAAGUGGAGAUCAGCAGCUGACCUUCCUGCCACAAGCCACAGGGAGUACCAGAACUAUUCUGAUGUACGGCGUAGUGCAAAAUCUACCAGGUUGAGACCAGUAGCUGAUACUUACCAGCCCACCAAGUACAGGAAACCCCAAUACUACACAGAUUCUGCACAAGCUGCACAGUUCAUCAGGCCAACUGCAAAAGAAUCCAAGUCCUCCUCCUGGAAAGUUAUAUUUCCAGCAUUGGGAUUGGUUGUGGUCUUGAGCAUCUGUGUAUUUUAUCUUUGGGUAUUUGAGAAGCCUGAUCAUCGAAUGCUGAAAGAGGAGCUCUUCCUGGCCAAGUGGCAAGAGAUGAAGACCAAAUUCACGCAUCAGCAAGAUGAAUUGUGGAAACGAAGCAGUAUUCUAUUGAAGAAACAUAUGGGUGAGGCAGUGCCCACUCAACCCAUUAUUCUCAUGUUUACUGCUGCUCAGGAUGCAAAGAAAACCAUGCAAUGCCUCACUCGCAGGAUAGCUGAAGUUUACUCUUCUGUUUUUGAUUCAAGUGCACUAGAAAUCGAUGGAUCUGCGCAGAACUUACAGGAUAGUAAUACGGUGAAGCUGGAGCUGGACAACCAACUGACUGCGGAGUUCACGGGAGGGAGGAAGGCUGCCAUAAUACAUCACUUCCAGGAUCUCCCACCCUCUUCUACCUUUCUGUUCUACAAGUACUGCGAUCAUGAAAAUGCUGCAUUCAAGGAUGUCUCUCUUUUGAUCACCGUCUUACUGGAUGAGCCAACAUUGAAGCCGGACUUGCCCCUCAAAGACCUGGAGGAGAUGGUCCAUGAUUUUGUCAAGAAGAAAUUCUGCUCCGAUAAACAGCAUAUGGAUAAUGAUAAACUGAGCGGGCUGUGGAGCCGUAUUUCCCAUCUGGUGCUACCGGUCAGUCCGGAGAGAGAUAUCGAAACUGGAGAUUGUCCUGCUUGAAAUUAUUUGAAUGACAGAGAGUUUACAAUUGCAAAUGAAACAUGGUUAUGCUUUACAUGUCAAAGACCAGCUGUUUCUUUUUGAUGGCUUGUUCAAAUCACCCAACUGUGGAAUAUAUUUUUAAGUAUCUGAUUUGUGAGUAUUGUUCUGAACCUGGAUUUGAUGCUUUCUGGGCAAUGAGGAAAAUGCAAAUCAUUUUUUUAAACAAAUCUACCUUUUUUUGUAAAUUUUGGUAUUAAAAGUUUGUAAAAAUUUAUUUUUUUUUCCUCCACUGAGAUACUUACUUUGUGCUUUGGAAUAUUGUCUUAUCUGCCUGACCCUCUCUCACCUAAGGAGCCAAGGUCCAUGCAGUCAUUACUUCAGGAUCUCCACUUUCUAUUGUUGGGAACUGCCACAUCAAGCCCAAGAGUCACUAUAUAGAUGGUAGGACUGGCCAUUUGCUUGGUCACUGUUGUUUUCCCAUCAGCUGGCAGAGGAACACUAUCGGUUAAAGCCAAGAGUGCAUCAAUCCGCUUAUUCUCUUGACUGCAGUGAUCACAAGCUCCAGAUUGUAAGUAGAGAGUGGAAAUAGAGUUGGAACUUGGGCACUGGAAACAGUAUGUACGAGUGCAUCCAAAAUAUUUGGACAUUAUUGGUGAUUUCCAUUCAAUAAGGAACCAUAUUUCAUAUUUUAAUAUUAUGAAGAUUAACUUUCACUCCAAAAAUAAUGGUAUAAAUUGGAAUUGUGUUUAUAUUUCUUAAAUGGUUUUAUAUUAAUUGUCUAUUUCAGCAAAUCCUGAAAAAAAUUAUAAUAAAACAUUUGUAGAAAACCUCUUAGAUGUUUAAUACCUUCAAAAAUAAAGAAAAUGAAAAGAA
Rhincodon typus (whale shark) is the source of this 3222-nucleotide messenger RNA. Its product is annotated as torsin-1A-interacting protein 2-like. NCBI's taxonomy places the organism in Eukaryota, Metazoa, Chordata, Chondrichthyes, Orectolobiformes, Rhincodontidae. The transcript has 13 exons. Gene Ontology annotation, biological process: membrane organization. Bases 700 to 2367 code for a protein of 555 amino acids. Gene Ontology annotation, cellular component: membrane. Gene Ontology annotation, molecular function: ATPase activator activity. The record is from RefSeq and is a predicted model, not a curated record.